AUGACUAGCAAAGCUGCCUUUUCAGAUUGUGUGGCAGCAACAGACUUCCACAUGCACUGCACCAAGUGCAGAGAAAUGCUUAAUGGAGUUUUGGCUCCUUAUUUUCUGAAGAUGAUGACAUCAGAUGAGGGAGAUGAGAAGUUUAGUCUGCUUUUAGAUGUGUCCAAUGAUGGAUAUUUAAGUAAAACAUCAAAUCUGUGUCUCUGUUCUUCAGGUGUGUUUGGUGAUACGGUUACAGAGGAGUCAGUGUCAGUGCUGGAGGGAGAUUCAGUCACUCUAUACACUGGUCUGACUGCUAUAACAGAGGUAGAUCUGAUUCAGUGGAGGUUUGGAUCUGAAAACACUUUACUAGCUGAAAUCAGUGUAAUGGCCGGCACCAUCUCUGUAUUUGAUGAUGUUCUUGAUGAGAGAUUCAGAGACAGACUGAAGCUGGAUCAUCAAACUGGAUCUCUGAUCAUCACAGACACCAGAACUGAACACACUGGAGACUAUCGACUACAGAUCAACAGAGUGAUCAAGAGAUUCAGUCUCACUGUCUAUGCUCAUCUGCCUGUUCCUGUCAUCAGCAGUAACUCUUCACACUGUUCAUCAUCUUCAUCAUCAUCUUCUUCUUCAUCAUCAUCAUCAUCAUCAUCAUCUUAUUGUUCAUUGUUCUGUUCAGUGGUGAAUGUGGGUGAUGUGACUCUCUCCUGGUACAAAGGAAACAGUUUAUUGUCCAGCAUCAGUGUGUCUGAUCUCAGCAUCAGUCUCUCUCUACCUCUGGAGGUGGAAUAUCAGGAGAAAAACAGCUACAGCUGUGUGAUCAACAAUCCCAUCACAAACCAGACCACACAUCUGGACAUCAGCAAACUC
Molecule: messenger RNA, 852 nt
Organism: Carassius auratus (goldfish)
Lineage: Eukaryota; Metazoa; Chordata; Actinopteri; Cypriniformes; Cyprinidae
Product: SLAM family member 5-like
Exons: 3
Source: RefSeq, a predicted model, not a curated record